AUGCAUGACUUUCGAGAGGUUUUCCGAUGUAACGUCGAAAAACGGAUUCGCUCCCUGCCAGAUAUUGAAGGCCUUUCCAAAGAUACUGUACUGAGCUCUUGGAUGACAAAAUUCGACACAAUCACCAAGGGAGACGAAGAAACGCAAGGACGUACUGCAAGAGGUCGAGCCCGGAAUGCGCCCGCCCAACCGAACGCCGAUGUUAUACUCGGUAAAGAGCAGCUGUACGAUAUGUUUCAACAAGUGCUUGGUGUGAAAAAAUUCGAACAUCAAAUCAUUUUCAACGCACUUCAGCUUGACAACCCCGAUGAACAAGCGGCAGCGAUUCGACGUGAGGUCGCAACGAGAGAAGAUGCCUGUCGAGAGAUUCAUAAGUUUGUUGUGAAAGAUAUGGAAACGUUGUUUAUGGAUGAAGUUCGACAGUCGAUCAAUUUAUUGAUUUCCAAUUUGGAAUCGUCGGUACCGGUAACACCUCGAGGGCAAGCGGUUGGAAAACGGAAAGACAAGUCACGAUCGCGAAGCAUAGAGGAUCUCUCACUGUUCAAC
Ostertagia ostertagi is the source of this 546-nucleotide messenger RNA. The record is from the annotation of a GenBank genome assembly. Lineage: Eukaryota; Metazoa; Nematoda; Chromadorea; Rhabditida; Trichostrongylidae.